AUGAGGGAAAGAUUGUUGAAUCCACGUAUUAUUCUUCUUGAUUGCCCCCUUGAAUACAAGAAAGGCGAGAUACCGUUUAACAAAGAUGUGGUUGCCCCUGGCAAAAUGAGGAGAAAGAUUGUGAAUCCACGUAUUAUUCUUCUUGAUUGCCCCCUUGAAUACAAGAAAGGCGAGAACCAAACAAAUGCUGAGUUGGUUAAAGAAGAAGACUGGGGAGUUCUAUUGAAAAUGGAAGAGGAAUAUAUCGAGGGCAUGUGUAUGCAGAUUCUAAAAUUUAAACCAGAUCUGGUUAUAACAGAAAAAGGUCUUAGCGAUUUGGCAUGCCAUUAUCUGAGCAAGGCUGGUGUCAGUGCAAUCAGGAGGCUGAGGAAGACAGACAAUAAUAGAAUUGCAAAGGCAUGUGGGGCUGUUAUUGUGAACAGACCAGAAGAAUUGCAAGAGUCUGAUGUUGGUACUGGAGCUGGGCUAUUCGAGGUUAAGAAAAUUGGGGAUGAGUUCUUUUCUUUCAUUGUUGAUUGCAAAGAUCCAAAGGCUUGCACAGUUCUCUUGAGAGGUGCCAGUAAAGAUCUGCUGAAUGAAGUGGAAAGAAAUUUGCAGGAUGCCAUGUCUGUGGCCAGAAACAUACUUAAGAAUCCAAAACUUGUUCCUGGUGGUGGUGCUACAGAGUUAACUGUCUCUGCCACUUUGAAGCAAAAGAGUUCGUCCAUUGAAGGAAUAGAAAAGUGGCCUUAUGAAGCUGCUGCAAUAGCUUUUGAGGCUAUACCACGAACUUUGGCUCAGAAUUGUGGUGUUAAUGUGAUUCGGACCAUGACUGCGCUCCAAGGAAAACAUGCAAAUGGUGACAAUGCAUGGAUUGGCAUUGAUGGGAACACUGGCGAAAUUACUGAUAUGAAAGAGAGGAAGAUAUGGGACGCAUAUAAUGUAAAAGCACAAACCUUCAAGACAGCAAUAGAAGCAGCCUCCAUGCUUCUGAGAAUUGACGACAUUGUAAGUGGGAUCAAGAAGAAACAGGCCCCAGGAGCUGGGCAAGCUGGCAAGCCUAAGAUUGAGACAGAAGCAGAUGCAGACGGUGAGCAGAUUCUUCCUGACUGAAGAUAUUUAGCUUGCUUUCCUUGAGACCCCCCAAAAAAAAUUUUGUUCAAGGGAUCAAAGCAUCAUUGAUUAAAAUUUUUUGGGCACUUUUCUGCUUGUUAGUAGUGUUCAAUCGGAACUUGAUCGUAACCAAAUUUUGGAAUUUUGUCUCAUGUACAUUAGGUUGGUAGCUUCUUGUGUCACUGAGUGUUUGUUGAUCUAUGAUCAUGGCCUCUGUAUUUCUAGUGUGCUUCAGAAUGUAUGAUUGUUUUGCGAUGAUAA
Molecule: messenger RNA, 1353 nt
Organism: Jatropha curcas
Lineage: Eukaryota; Viridiplantae; Streptophyta; Magnoliopsida; Malpighiales; Euphorbiaceae
Source: RefSeq, a predicted model, not a curated record